AUGGUGCAGGAAGAAUUUGGUUCACUGGAAUCGUUCCUCACGGCGUUUUCAAGAGCCAAGGGAAGACGACACCUCGCAGCGACGGAGGUCAACGCCGUCUCCAGCCGCUCGCACGCCAUUCUCCAGUUCAACGUAUGGCGGGACGACAAUCCUGGCAUCGUCGGCCGUCUCAAGCUCGUGGAUCUGGCAGGUCGCGAGCAGAACAAGGAGACGGGCAACACGGGCCAACGGAUGACGGAGAGCUGCGACAUCAACCUGUCGCUCUCGGCGCUGAGUCGCGUGAUAGAGCAACUCAACGACCCGAAUGCGAAGCACGUCUCUUACCGCGGAAGCAACCUCACCAAGGUCCUGCAGGACUCCCUUGGAGGCAGCAGCCGGGGAGUCAUGAUCGCCUGCCUGGCUCCGAAUGACGACAAGCUGGCGAUGGCGGUUCUGGAGGUGGCGGCGCAGUCUCGCCUGAUCCGCAACAACGUCUCCAAGACCGUGCUGCCUGCCACCCCGAAGCAGACCGUGGCGGACCGGCGCUCCCAGCUCUCCGCGUUCAAGGCGAAGAAGGCCGCCAGCAAGGCUAUCGUCCCGAGCAGCUCUGCCGGGUGGAGUCCCGCGUCUGAACAAAUUGAACUAUGGACGAUUCAACAACGUAGCAAUGCUGACGCUGACGUAUCACACGAGAAGACGUGGAGUGAUUUAUCUGAACCACUGAUUCUAAAGGCUUGCAAGCUGGUGUUGUGUGUGCAGGCCUUCUUCAUUCAGUGCUCAAAAGGGUUACAUCCUUACCCUGCUCGAGUUCCACGAGAGCAACAAGUGGCUGGAGAGCUUCACCGCAUCCUCGACCCCACUCUCUUCAAGAGAAGCCCCAUCAGAGCGACCUCCGCUACCAACUCCACGCCCAGCCUCAUCCCCAGGCCUCGCUCGUCUCUGCUCACCCGUCGUCCCGGCGACUUCCUGAGAUAUGCUGCAGAGGCACUGGGAACGGAUCUAGCACAAGAGGAACCUGAUUCUGCAGCAGCGGCAGUGGCUGUGGCAGAGGCGGCAUCAGCAUCCGCGUCAGCGUCAGGGUCAGCGGGCGGUGGUGCAGAAGAGGGGGGCGAGCAGCGGGGGUGGGAGGAGGAUGCGGAUAGCGGAGAAGAUGACGGCGAGCAUGGCGGCGAAGAUGGCCUCCGCAUCUGA
Closterium sp. NIES-65 is the source of this 1170-nucleotide messenger RNA. NCBI's taxonomy places the organism in Eukaryota, Viridiplantae, Streptophyta, Zygnematophyceae, Desmidiales, Closteriaceae. The record is from the annotation of a GenBank genome assembly.